This is a messenger RNA of Pseudocercospora fijiensis CIRAD86, 1215 nucleotides long. RefSeq lists its product as uncharacterized. Bases 1 to 1215 code for a protein of 404 amino acids. The record is from RefSeq and is a predicted model, not a curated record. Lineage: Eukaryota; Fungi; Ascomycota; Dothideomycetes; Mycosphaerellales; Mycosphaerellaceae. The transcript has 5 exons.
AUGGUCCGUUUCGUUGACUUGGAGGAAGAUGCCGAUUUAAGGGCCGGUCCUUUCGGCAAUCUAAGCCAUGAUCUAGAAUCCGCUAUUGAGGAUAGCAGACCCAAUCCAAACCUGAGCCAGUUCUCAGCAGCAUUGUCCUGCUACCCAAUCGUGACACUUCUCGCACGCUAUAUCGACCUGGUCACUCUCGAGAACCUUUCGAAAACAUGCCGACAAAUCCGAGCAAACUUGCUCGGAUACAGAGCGAACCUGAUCUCUCAGACUCUCCGCUGCGAUAAUGAAAAUACCAACCCAGCCGAACGACUGGGAAAUGCUCUACACGCCAGCCAUCAAGUGUGGACCACAUACGGCAGAAACGGCACGAAAAUCGGACGCAUCACGAGCGGCAAAAUUGGAGCUUGCGCGAGAGAUAUGGUAGGAGAGUGUCGGAAAUGCGGCAAGAUUAUCUGCAGAAAUUGCGUAAUCAAAACCCCUCCGGCAAGUGUCGUCAAGCUUCGCCACAGAAGGUUAUGUCGAACAUGCAUGAAGUCUCCGCUCGGGAGUCUGACGACGGAAAUCCGUGCUGUGGAUGAAGAUGGGAACAGUACAAGGCAAGCAUUGAUUGUCCACCACGAUGACGACGGCGACGACCUAAUGACCUACGAAUCCCGCGAGUUCGCACGAGAUCCUUGCACUUGCGGAGACAUCGUCUGGAUCUGCCAACCCUGCGGCACAGCGAUGCGAACAACCGACACGACCUACGUUCGCGGAUGGAAGUGGCGUACCCGCUACUCGCACUGUGGAGGUAUGGGUGCCGGUUUAGGCGAAGGCAACGAGGGCGUGGAAUGUGGAAGGACGAAAGAAUGUCUUGCUGCAAGAAUGGUGGAGAAGGAUGUCGAAUGUGAUGCGGAAGAACUUGCAGCCAUGGAAGCCGAGACCGCGAAGACGGAAUUUCAAGGCAGGAAUUGGAAUGGGAAUUCUUAUUCUACGCAGGAAAUUGUGGGGAUUGGGGGGAGGAUGAAGACGACGGUGAGGAAGAGGGUUCCCGUGGGGGCCAUUGUUAAGGAGUAUGAGGAUGAGCGGAUGACGGAGGAUUUCUUGGGGAGGGAGCAGAGUGGGCAGAAUCGGAGCUGGUGCUCAUGGUGCUCACGUGUCGUUGUGGGCAAAAAAGAUCUGGACGGCAUUACACGAUCUACGGAGAGCAUCUCCUCUUCAAGCUCGGCAGAAAUGGCAUAG